GAGGGGUGGCGUGAAACACCGGAUGUGGAUUACGUAGUGGAAGGCGUGUGUGUGACGUUAAGUGUGCGCGCGCUUAACUCAGCUCCGUUUUAACACAUGAUGACUCGCUUAUAUCGAUCGAUUAUCGAUCACGUGGUCAGUCAUCGCGCGCGUGCGUGCGUGUGUGUGUAACCUGACUCCCGCUCCUCUGCUGUCCUCGCGCUCCGGGUUUUACUUCCCGCCAACAGCGUGUUUGUUGCAUGCACGCGCGCACCCACCAACCGACCUUGAAUGCGUCCUCCUCGCGAUUAAAAUACUCGCGACGCGUGCGAUUGGUCGCCGCAUUCGGCCUCUCUCAUUGGCGGAGCCCCGCUGUCAGUCAAAGCGGUACCCGCCCCUCUCUGGCUGGCUCGCCCUCUGAUUGGCUGUCCCCGCUCCCCUUUCUCUCGGCGGUGGGUCGGAGCCGCUGUCCCUGGCCUCGCAUGUUGCCCCUCUAAAAGCCCCGUGUUAGAUUAGAUGCCCCCCUCUUAUGUAGAUUUGCUCCUCCACGGAAAAAAAAGGCCGCAGAAGCCGCCCCGCGUUUUAUUUCUUUCUCCCCCCCCGCUUCCAGCAGGAUCAUGGCCGUGGUGGUGAGCGGAUCGUCCGGGCCGGUCGCCCGGCUCGAGGGCCGCGAGUUCGAGUACAUGAUGAAGAAGCGGUCGGUGACCGUCGGCCGGAACUCGUCCCAGGGCUCCGUGGACGUGAGCAUGGGCCACUCGAGCUUCAUCUCGCGGCGGCACCUGGAGGUAUUCACCGCCAGCGACGACGGAGGAGGCGGCGGCGGCGGCGGCGGCGGAGACUUCUACCUGCGGUGUCUCGGUAAAAACGGGGUGUUUGUGGACGGAGUGUUCCUGAGACGGGGCGCCCCUCCUCUGCAGCUGCCGCGAGUGUGCACGUUCAGGUUCCCGAGCACAAACAUCAAGAUCACGUUCACGGCGCUGUCCAGCGGGAAGAAGUUGAAGCGCGAAGCUCCGGAGUCGCCCGUCAAACCGGUCCAGCCGCAGAUCUCCCCGCUGACCAUCAACAUUCCAGACAACAUCGCUCACCUGAUGAGCCCGCUGCCGUCGCCCACCGGCACCAUCAGCGCUGCUAACUCGUGCCCCUCCAGCCCGCGAGGCGCCGGCUCGUCCAGCUACAGGAUGGGCGGUCGCAUGGUGAGCUCUGCAGAGCUGCAGCUCCUCAACGACAACUCCCAACCCGAGAACGACAAAGACGCCUCCGGAGGGGACAGUCCCAAGGACGACUCCAAGCCUCCGUACUCCUAUGCACAGCUGAUCGUCCAGGCCAUAACGCUGGCGACGGACAAGCAGCUCACACUAAACGGAAUCUACAAUCACAUCACGAAGAACUACCCGUACUACAGGACGGCCGACAAAGGCUGGCAGAACUCGAUCCGUCACAACCUGUCGCUGAACCGUUACUUCAUCAAGGUGGCGAGGUCGCAGGAGGAGCCGGGCAAAGGUUCCUUCUGGAGGAUAGACCCGUCCUCGGAGAGCAAGCUCAUCGAGCAGGCCUUCAGGAAACGAAGGCCGCGGGGCGUCCCGUGCUUCAGGACCCCGCACGGACCGCUCUCCUCCAGGAGCGCCCCGGCUUCCCCCAAUCACUCGGGCGUCCUCUCCGCUCACUCCAGCGGCGUCCAGACGCCCGACAGCCUAUCGCGAGAAGGCUCCCCGGUUCCCCUGGAGCUGGAGACGUCCUCGGCUCCCGCCCCGACCUCCGCCGCCGCGGUCCAGCCCAAACUGGCGGUCAUCCAGGAAGCACGCUUUGCACAAAACACAUCAGGCUCGCCUGUCAACAACCAGCCGGUACUCAUAGCAGUCCAGCGUCCUCAAACCAUCAAGCCGGUCACCUACACCAUGGCCUCACCGGUGAGCACCAGCACCUCCCAGCCCGCCGUCCAGACGGUCCACGUCCUGCAGCAGAUCCCGGCGGGCUCCCUCAGCACCGUCAUCGCCCAGCCAGCCACCAUCAUCAGCAAGAGCGAGCUGCAGGAGAACGGAGAGCACACGGAGGUCAAAGUCAAAGUGGAGGCGGUCCCCACCAUCACCUCUAUAGGCGGCUCCAGUCGCAUCAUCCAGAGCACCCAGUCGGCCACGCCGCUGCAGACCUUCACCAUCGUGCAGCAGGCGCCCAUUGGUCAGCACCAGCUGCCAAUCAAAGCCAUCACACAGAACGGCACCCACAGCGUCACCACUGCCAUCCAGGGACACGCCAGCUCAGCUCCGGUGGUGGCGAGCCCGCUCCACCUGCUGGCGGCCCACGCCUCGGCCUCGGCCUCCCUCCCCACCAAACGACAGAACGGGGACCAGCCGGGCGGAGGCGGCGGCGAUCAGCCGGACGCCAAGCGCAUCAAAACAGAAGACGAGGCCGCCUCGAACCCGCCUGCCAACGCCGCAGCGGACUCGGACUCGUCGGCAGCUAACGACCCCGGCAACCACCACAACUAAGUCUGUGCAACCACACACCACCACCACCACCACCACCCUCCUUUCCUCCCCGUCUUCUCGUCUCUCUUGUUCGUUUUGUUUCUCCUCCUUCUCCCACUGACUCCCGAGGUGCCAAACGGAGAGGACUCUUUUCAUUUUCACGUUAUUCUGUUCUUAGAGCAUCGAAACGAAAGAAACAACGCCCGCCCCCCUUUUUAAAAGACUGGAAAUGUGGGUCGAGAACAAAACAAGCGGGGCAAAGAUGAACUCAAAGGUGUUCCCCACCCUUCCUCCACCCUGUGAGCCAAACAAAAAAAACAAAAAAACAGGAGAGUGACUAAAAACUACGACCACAGGAAGCCUUAACAACAACUAACCCUUACAAGAGCUUGACCUCCGAGCCGAGGAGGAGGUGGAUGACGAGGAGGAGGAGGAGGAGGAGGAGACCCGUGACUCAGCUCGAGGCUGGAGCUCACCUUUCUGUCGCAUCUACCUCAGAGCAGAUCGGAGAGACUCCGGCAGCCAACGAUCCUCCUCACGGGACCUCGUGAAGCGACCGACCAACGGCGAGUCGACGAGUUAACGGUUAAAAGAAAAAAGAAAAAAAAAACAGAAAACGAAUUUUUUAAAAAGAUUAAAAGGUCAACGCGUUCAGAAAGGGAUCAAAACUCGGAGCCAAUAUUCCUGAAACUCUGGCAGCUAGCCUCUCACGAUACUGACCUUCCUCUUAUCGCAGCUGUACGUAGACAUGCAGUAUUUUGUUGUGGAGCAUAGGGUUCUUCUCUUUUUUUGUUUUGUUUUUUAAUGUAUCUAGAGAAGUUAAUUUAAUUAAAGGACGCGAUGAGGUCGACGACAUUUCGGUAACUAAGUUAGAAACUCACUUUUUUUUUUACGUGGACUCUUUCUGUUCGGUGUAAUAGUUUGUUUCUUUCCCCUCGUCCGUUCGUUCGUUCGGACAUAUCCAUUAUUUUGCUUAGUUAUUUACAUAUUUUAACACCUGCACAGAUAACCGAUAUAAGCAUAUGAAACCUCCAUGUGUAGUUCCAGAUGUUUGACCUUUGCAUGUAUCCAGACGACAGAGACGUUGUUAAACUGUAAAACUGAAAAAAAAAAAGACCUGCACUUGAUUCAAUGUUUGUGUUUUUUCAUUCCCCUCCUUCUUUUUUGUUUUGUUUUUGUUUCUUCUUCUUCUUCUUCCUCCCGGCUGUGUUGACGUUGUGGUGUUGGCAGACCUCCUCUUCCUCUUCCUCCUCCUCUUCCUACUCUUUAUUUGCUUGAUUAUUUUACUCUGUUCUGGCGGCCCCCUCCCCCGGCGAGUCUGUUUUUCUGAUUGUACACGUUCCAAAACAAAAAUAGUAAAGUAAAACAAGACAAAAAAAUAAAUAAAUUGAUGUUUGUUCUGCUUCAGUGGA
Messenger RNA from Larimichthys crocea (large yellow croaker), 3856 nucleotides. RefSeq names its product forkhead box K2b (gene foxk2b). NCBI's taxonomy places the organism in Eukaryota, Metazoa, Chordata, Actinopteri, Sciaenidae. The coding region runs from base 597 to 2465 and encodes 622 amino acids. Gene Ontology annotation, biological process: regulation of transcription by RNA polymerase II. Gene Ontology annotation, molecular function: RNA polymerase II cis-regulatory region sequence-specific DNA binding; DNA-binding transcription factor activity, RNA polymerase II-specific; protein binding. The transcript is spliced from 9 exons. The record is from RefSeq and is a predicted model, not a curated record.